CAGUCUACCAGUACAGCUUCUCUCUCUCUCUCUCUCUGUCUCUGCAAAUUCCCCACCAUAACUCACCAAACCCUAACGCAGAUUCCAGCUUCUCUUUCAAUUUCACACCCCCAAAUGUUCAAUUCUUCACAAUAUCCGGCCACUUUCACCUAUCAAUAUCCCAACACCACCUUCGACCCCAACACUCAAUUCUCCUAUUUUCCUCCGGUAGCGUCCGAUCACCCACCCGGAGUCGACCCGGGUCCCAAUUCAGGCCCAUACCCAUUGACCCAUGUUGGCCUCCAAAGUCACCUGCCAUUUGGUGAAGACCCAAAUGCUCCUUCACAUGGUUGGCUUGUCAAUCAAGCUGUUCCCAUCUCAUAUGACGCUUCAAUCAAAUCUUUGAAUGAGAGCUUGUUAGUGCCCACAAAUGCAAAUUCUUUGUGGAAUAGCAUUUGGACAGAUCAACCUAAUGCGUUUCCAGGAACGUCCAAUGGUACAGACAAUGCCAGUCUGCCUAGCGAAAUGAGCGGCGCGGGCGGGCAAGUGAUGUGUGGGAGUACAAGUGCAGUUGCUGGUGAGGAGUUGGGAACAAAGAGAAGGAAGGUUGACGCAGCAGCGGUUGGUUUUGUGAAGAUUUGCGAAAUGUGCAAUGUCACUACCCAUAGCCCAGACGUUUACAAGAAGCAUUUGGCUGGGAAAAGGCACGCUGCUCAGGCUAACUUAAUGCAUCGAAGGGCUGGGUUGAAUUCUGCUCCCGCAAUCCAAUCCAAGUCCAAUGGCAUUUGGAAGAAAGACCCAAAUAAAGUCAAGCUUGUUCAGUGUGUAUGGUGUGAAUUUUGCAAGAUCUACUGUAACAGCCAGGACGUCUAUGUCAAACACAUAGUUGGAAGGAAACAUCAGAGGAACUUGGAUCAACUUGAAAAGUUGAAGAACAAAGGUACUGCCCCGACCACAAAUGUUCCAUCAGGUGCAAGAAAUCCACAAAUUGGUCCCAUGGAAAAGACUUCCCAGUCAAAGGCUCCUUCACAAGAGGAUUUGGAGAUGAAAAAGCAGAAGGUUAUAAGAGGAGGAGCAGCAGCUGGGGAAGUUAGAACAUGCAAUAUUUGCAAUGUAGUGUGCAACAGCCAGAUAGCUUUCAGUUUUCAUCUUUCUGGUCAGAAACAUGCUGCAAUGGUGGCGAAACAACCAUUAGAAGCAGGUUCUGGUGUGUAAUUGCUUUGGACAAUGGUGACAUUGAGUUUAGCAUCCCUUACAGUCCAAGUUGCAUGCAUCUAUUUGGGGUAUGUAGAUUGGUACCCUUUACCAAUUAAUUGGCAUGAUAUAACCAAAGGCUAUCAUCUUAAAAGUGUAAAUAUUGAAGAUGACCCCCUAGGCCUUAUUGUUAAGGUCGGCAUUUGGGCAGCUUAUACGUCGUAAACUAAAGUGAGGUGGAAGCUAGUGUUGGGUGAAGAACACUAGGAAUGACUUUAUUUACGGUCGGACCCAAGAAUCCAGAUUGAAUUAAGGAUAUGAAAGUUGAAAGAUCUUCUCCAGUCUGUAAAAUUCUUUCUUGUGUCCUUGGUAGAUUAUGCAAU
Molecule: messenger RNA, 1556 nt
Organism: Rosa chinensis
Lineage: Eukaryota; Viridiplantae; Streptophyta; Magnoliopsida; Rosales; Rosaceae
Exons: 4
Coding region: 115-1194 (359 amino acids)
Molecular function (GO): nucleic acid binding; zinc ion binding
Source: RefSeq, a predicted model, not a curated record